Molecule: messenger RNA, 2793 nt
Organism: Equus quagga
Lineage: Eukaryota; Metazoa; Chordata; Mammalia; Perissodactyla; Equidae
Gene: DDX50
Product: DExD-box helicase 50
Exons: 16
Coding region: 553-2571 (672 amino acids)
Molecular function (GO): helicase activity; RNA binding; ATP binding
Source: RefSeq, a predicted model, not a curated record
CUGUAGGUGGUUGUGGCCACCGAGCCUAGAGGGAGGCGGCGGCGGCGAAUGAUGCCUGGGAAACUCCUCUGGGGGGACAUUAUGGAGCUGGAGGCACCCUUGGAGGAGACCGAGAGCCAGAGGAAGGAGAGGCAAAAGAUUCUUCACAAGUGCUUGAUUUUCCUUUAUCUGUGAAAGAUAACUAAAGAUUUGGAAACAGAUUGGAGUACCAGCUAAUAGAGCAUUCAGAUAGUGAUGUGGCACUAAGAUGAAGAUGACUUUGGUUCUGGAUAUGUUGAGAUAUGGAGCUGGGCCCUAGGUACUCAGAACUGGAGUACAGGUGAGGAAGGAUGCCUGGAAGUGUAUUCUGAAGCCAUGAAAAUUGUAUAAAGUGUGCAUAGAGAACAGAGACUUAAGGAAUGUCCACAGCAGGAGGAGGGAGAAGAACCACUGAAGAAGAUAGAGAGUGAUAGAAGGAAAUCAAGGCACCAUUAUGACUCAGAUGAGAAAUCAGAAACGAGAGAAAAUGGUGUUGCAGAUGACCUGGAUGCUCCAAAGCCCAAAAAAGUUAAAAUGAAAGAGAAGCUAAAUGGAGACACUGAGGAAGGAUGUAAUAGACUUUCAGAUGAGUUUUCUAAAACUCAGAAGUCGAGAAGAAAAGAUUUGUCAAAUGGAGAUAUUGAUGAAUAUGAAAAAAAAUCAAAGCGAGUGCCAUCCUUAGAUAGUUCUACUCAGAAAUCAAGUGAUAAUAAACUAGAAGAGACCCUAACACGAGAACAGAAAGAAGGAGCCUUCUCCAAUUUCCCUAUUUCUGAAGAGACUAUAAAGCUUCUGAAAGGUCGAGGGGUAACAUAUCUCUUUCCUAUUCAAGUUAAGACCUUUGGUCCUGUAUAUGAAGGAAAAGAUUUAAUUGCUCAAGCACGGACAGGAACAGGAAAGACAUUCUCUUUUGCCAUUCCCUUGAUUGAAAGACUCCAAAGAAAUCAAGAGACAAUUAAAAAAAGCCGCUCACCAAAGGUACUUGUUUUGGCUCCUACAAGGGAACUGGCAAACCAAGUAGCCAAAGACUUCAAAGAUAUAACUAGGAAACUCAGUGUGGCCUGUUUUUAUGGUGGAACAUCAUAUCAAAGCCAAAUUAAUCAUAUUCGAAAUGGUAUUGACAUCUUGGUUGGGACUCCUGGUCGUAUCAAAGAUCAUCUGCAAAGCGGCCGAUUAGAUCUUUCUAAACUGCGCCAUGUUGUGCUGGAUGAAGUGGAUCAAAUGUUAGAUUUAGGCUUUGCUGAACAAGUUGAAGAUAUUAUCCAUGAAUCCUACAAAACUGAUUCUGAAGACAAUCCUCAGACUUUACUUUUUUCUGCAACUUGCCCACAGUGGGUAUACAAAGUUGCAAAAAAAUACAUGAAAUCCAGAUAUGAACAGGUUGACCUUGUUGGAAAAAUGACUCAAAAGGCUGCAACUACUGUGGAACAUUUGGCCAUCCAAUGCCAUUGGUCCCAGAGGCCAGCAGUUAUUGGAGAUGUCCUUCAAGUCUACAGUGGGUCUGAAGGGAGGGCUAUUAUUUUCUGUGAGACCAAAAAGAAUGUAACUGAAAUGGCUAUGAACCCGCACAUAAAACAGAAUGCCCAGUGUUUACAUGGGGACAUUGCACAGUCACAAAGAGAAAUUACACUGAAAGGCUUCAGAGAAGGUAGUUUUAAAGUUUUGGUAGCUACCAAUGUGGCUGCCCGUGGUUUGGACAUUCCUGAGGUUGACCUGGUGAUUCAAAGUUCUCCUCCACAGGAUGUUGAGUCCUAUAUUCAUCGCUCUGGACGCACAGGUAGAGCUGGCCGGACAGGAAUUUGCAUAUGUUUUUAUCAACCAAGAGAAAGAGGUCAACUAAGAUAUGUGGAACAAAAAGCAGGAAUUACUUUUAAACGUGUAGGUGUUCCUUCUACAAUGGAUUUAGUUAAAUCUAAAAGCAUGGAUGCCAUCAGGUCUCUGGCUUCUGUUUCUUACGCUGCUGUUGACUUUUUCCGACCGUCAGCUCAGAGACUGAUAGAGGAGAAAGGGGCAGUGGAUGCAUUGGCUGCAGCAUUAGCCCACAUCUCUGGUGCAUCAAGUUUUGAACCACGAUCUUUGAUCACUUCUGAUAAGGGGUUUGUGACCAUGACUCUGGAAAGCCCAGAAGAAAUACAGGACGUCAACAGUGCUUGGAAGGAACUUAACAGAAAGCUGAGUAGUAAUGCUGUGUCCCAAAUUACCAGAAUGUGCCUCCUAAAAGGAAAUAUGGGUGUUUGCUUUGAUGUUCCCACAACGGAGUCAGAAAGGUUACAGGCAGAGUGGCAUGAUUCAGACUGGAUACUCUCAGUGCCAGCCAAGUUACCUGAAAUUGAAGAGUAUUAUGAUGGAAACAUAUCUUCUAAUUCCAGACAGAGAAGUGGCUGGUCAAGUGGCCGAGUGGGGAGAUCGGGCCGGUCAGGUGGUCGAUCUGGUGGCCGGUCAGGUAGACAGAGUCGACAGGGGAGUCGGUCGGGAAGUCGACAAGAUGGUAGAAGACGAAGUGGGAAUAGAAAUCGAUCAAGAAGUGGGGGCCACAAACGGAGUUUUGACUGAGAAUUUGAUAGUUAAUCUACCAGUGUGAGCUUGCCUAUUUCUGCCUAAUCAUGUACAUUAUCCACCAAAAAUUAGGUCAUCAUAGUUGAGGUAUGUGUCUGCUGUUGGCAAAGAAGUUGGUCGUAUUUUUUUAAAAAGUAUUUCACAAGAAUGGUUGUAAACAAAUCUACUUAUCCAGUUAUACCUUUGAAUAAAAAAACCUCCUUUUAUUGUCUCUUUUCA